GCAACGAGCUCGCCCACUCCUCGGUGGCUCGGUUCCUAGUCAGCCAAGAGAGAAGAGAGAUGGCUCGCCCCUACCACCUGACCCUCCUCCCCCUCUUCUCCUUCCUGCUCCUCACCGGCCAUGUGGCUGCCGGUCUGUCCGGAGGGAAGAAAGUCGGCAAGAUAGUGACCCUCACCAUCCAGUACCCGGCGGGCGGCUCGCCGCCGGGGGAGAAGACCACGAUCUCAGCGCACUACGUUGACGAGAACGGGGGCGCCGACCGCCGCUUCGACCUCGACUGUGACGACGACGAGCCCCUCGGUUUCGCCAUGAAGUACCUUAUCACGACCCUGGAGGGGAUACGAGAUGCGAGGGAGUCUCGGUCCGAGCUCUAG
Messenger RNA from Hordeum vulgare subsp. vulgare (domesticated barley), 374 nucleotides. RefSeq lists its product as uncharacterized. NCBI's taxonomy places the organism in Eukaryota, Viridiplantae, Streptophyta, Magnoliopsida, Poales, Poaceae. The record is from RefSeq and is a predicted model, not a curated record. The transcript is spliced from 3 exons. The coding region runs from base 60 to 374 and encodes 104 amino acids.